AUGGUGAUCUGUGUCUUUGGAAUGGUUGGGAAUGGGAUAGUCUUGUGGUUUCUGGGCUUCCAAAUGAAGCAAAACCAUUUCACCAUCUACAUCCUAAAUCUGGCUGUUGCUGACUGCUGUUUGCUCCUCCUGAUUUUUCUGGUGAUAUUGGGGAUUCUCAACUUAAAAAUAAUUUGUUAUGAUUUACAUUCUGUAAAUUCUUUCUUCAAUAAUUUCGUAUUUAUUCUUCGACUUCUGUGCAACUUCUUUGUCCUUACCAGCCUGGGUCUCCUGACAGCCAUCAGCACAGAGCGCUGUGUCUCUGUCAUCUUCCCUGUCUGGUACCGCUGCCACCGCCCUAAGCACUUGUCAGGCAUCAUGAGUGGGGUGCUCUGGGCCGGCGUCGGGUUGUUCAUUUUGUCAUACUAUGUUUGCUCUCACUUUGGUGAAAGGUGCUACAGACCAUUUGGAAGUGUGGGCAUUUUCUGUUCCGUGGUGUUGUCAUUAAUAAUGUUAAUUUCCAACGUGUCCGUGGUCAUGAGGCUCCGAUGUGGCUCACGGAGAUGGCGCCUGGGGAAACUCUAUGUUGCUGUUGUGCUCAACAUUAUCUUCUUCUUUGCCUUUGGGAUGCCUUACACUGUAAAUGCUUUCCUCAAUCUUUUAUAUUACCGUUUUCUGUUUCCUGAAACCGUGACCUUGGUGCUGGCUCUGCUGAACAGCAGCAUCAACCCAGUCAUUUACUUCCUGGUGGGGAGCUGCCGGCAGCGCCGCUUCCGAGGCUCCAUCCAAGUCGCCCUGCGCAGAGUGUUUGAAGAGAAAGAGAGGAGCAAGGAGGAGAGCCCCGCGCCUGAGGGCAUCCCCAUGGAGAGCACUGCCCAAGGCCCUGCUGGGGAGGGGGAGGCCUGAGCUGUGCUCCCCAUUGCAAUGAGGCUCCUGGCCCUGGCCCCACCAAAUAAACUGUGUGUGCUUUGGCUGA
Messenger RNA from Neopsephotus bourkii (Bourke's parrot), 955 nucleotides. Its product is annotated as proto-oncogene Mas-like. Gene Ontology annotation, molecular function: G protein-coupled receptor activity. Bases 1 to 885 code for a protein of 294 amino acids. The transcript has a single exon. The record is from RefSeq and is a predicted model, not a curated record. Gene Ontology annotation, cellular component: membrane. Lineage: Eukaryota; Metazoa; Chordata; Aves; Psittaciformes; Psittacidae. Gene Ontology annotation, biological process: G protein-coupled receptor signaling pathway.